Messenger RNA from Propithecus coquereli (Coquerel's sifaka), 1593 nucleotides. It is a transcript of the gene WASF3, whose product is annotated as WAS protein family, member 3. Gene Ontology annotation, molecular function: protein kinase A regulatory subunit binding; Arp2/3 complex binding. NCBI's taxonomy places the organism in Eukaryota, Metazoa, Chordata, Mammalia, Primates, Indriidae. The record is from RefSeq and is a predicted model, not a curated record. The transcript has 9 exons. Gene Ontology annotation, biological process: positive regulation of Arp2/3 complex-mediated actin nucleation; actin cytoskeleton organization. Gene Ontology annotation, cellular component: SCAR complex; lamellipodium; cytoskeleton. Bases 136 to 1593 code for a protein of 485 amino acids.
CCCCGGCGCCGGCGGCGGUACCGCGGACCGUUUUAAUUUUGGUUGCUGUUACUGCUGAUAUCUGAGCCAAAGUGGUGAUGCUGCUCGAGGGAGGUUACUGCAGCCCCUAAGUCAACGAUUGUGUGAUUGCGAGCCAUGCCUUUAGUGAAGAGGAACAUCGAACCCCGGCACUUGUGCCGGGGAGCUCUGCCCGAAGGGAUCACCAGUGAGCUUGAAUGUGUCACCAACAGCACUCUUGCCGCCAUCAUACGCCAGCUAAGCAGUCUCAGCAAACAUGCCGAAGACAUAUUCGGUGAGUUGUUUAAUGAGGCUAACAACUUCUACAUCAGAGCAAAUUCUCUUCAAGACAGAAUUGAUCGCCUCGCUGUCAAAGUUACCCAGCUGGAUUCAACAGUGGAAGAGGUGUCACUACAGGAUAUCAACAUGAAAAAAGCUUUCAAAAGUUCCACAGUCCAAGACCAGCAGGUGGUUUCAAAGAACAGCAUUCCUAAUCCUGUUGCUGACAUUUACAACCAGAGUGAUAAACCGCCACCUCUGAACAUCCUGACGCCAUACAGGGAUGAUAAGAAGGAUGGGCUGAAGUUCUAUACUGAUCCUUCCUAUUUCUUUGACCUCUGGAAAGAAAAAAUGCUACAAGACACAGAAGACAAGAGGAAAGAGAAAAGGCGUCAAAAGGAGCAAAAGCGUAUAGAUGGCACCACCCGUGAGGUGAAAAAGGUUAGAAAAGCCAGAAACAGGCGCCAGGAGUGGAAUAUGAUGGCAUAUGACAAAGAGCUUAGACCCGACAACAGGUUGUCUCAGAGUGUGUACCACGGAGCGUCUUCCGAGGGAUCCCUGUCCCCAGACACUAGGUCCCACGCAUCGGAUGUUACGGAUUACUCCUAUCCAGCUACGCCCAACCAUUCUCUGCACCCCCAGCCAGCGACCCCUUCGUACGCAGCAACUGGUGAUGCGCCUCCGCACGGACCUGCGAGCCAGGCUCCCGAGCACGAGUACCGGCCGCCCUCCGCCUCGGCGAGGCACAUGGCCCUCAACAGACCCCAGCAGCCGCCGCCCCCGCCUCCCCCGCAGGCCCCAGAGGGGUCCCAGGCCUCCGCGCCGAUGGCUCCAGCCGACUACGGGAUGCUCCCAGCACAGAUAAUCGAGUAUUACAACCCAUCAGGACCACCUCCUCCCCCGCCACCCCCCGUGAUUCCUUCUGCACAAACUGCCUUCGUCAGCCCUCUCCAGAUCCCCAUGCAGCCCUCCUUCCCCGCCUCAGCCGGCACCACCUACACGGCGCCGCCUCACCCUCCCUCCGGGCUCCUGGCCGCAGCCCCGCCUCCCCCAGGCCCACCACCUCCCCCGCCGGGACCGCCUGGCCCGGGGUCUUCUCUGUCGUCCUCCCCAAUGCAUGGCCCCCCAGCGGCUGAGGCCAAGCGGCAGGAGCCUGCACAGCCGCCAAUUAGCGAUGCCCGGAGCGAUCUCCUUGCUGCUAUUCGGAUGGGUAAGUGGAGCACCCCGGCUACACAGCCUUGCUCUGGGGAAGAGAGUUCUUCACGUCUCCAAUUAGGUACAGCCGUGUUGUCUUCGAGCUACUACUCUCCGUGUUAA